Molecule: messenger RNA, 599 nt
Organism: Lactuca sativa (garden lettuce)
Lineage: Eukaryota; Viridiplantae; Streptophyta; Magnoliopsida; Asterales; Asteraceae
Product: monothiol glutaredoxin-S11
Source: RefSeq, a predicted model, not a curated record
CUCAAACUUCAACCAAAACUCAUUUCCCACUUCCUUCCUAUUAAAAACUCACAACCAAUCGAAUCAUAAUCUAGACUGGACUUUGAUCGAUCGAGUGAGAUGGAGAAGAUAAAAUCAUUGGUAUCCGAGAAUGGUGUUGUGAUUUUCACCAAGAGCACCUGUUGCUUGUGCUACAGUGUCACCAUUCUGUUCCAAGAACUUGGGGUGAACCCUUUAGUGUAUGAGAUAGAUCAAGAUCCUCAAGGAAGGGAGAUGGAGAAGGCUUUCCAGAAGCAAGGGUGUAACUCACACCCUGUGCCAGCUGUAUACAUAGGUGGCAAGCAUGUGGGGUCCACCAACGAGGUCAUGUCCCUCCACCUAAGCGGCUCCCUCAUUCCUCUGAUCAAAACGUAUCAGUCCCUGUCUUAAACUAAUAACCUCCACUCUGAAAGAAAUCGGGCUGGCUCAAGACUAUGAUCAGUAGUAAUCUAUUUGUUCAACUAGACUAUGUUCUGUAUUAGUUAUUAGUACAUUUGUAGCUUUUCAUUAGCUUCAGGGUAAGGAAGAUUGGCUUUCAGGCAAUAAUUAUGAUUAAUUAUCACUAGUUUUUAUUUAUUCUA